Messenger RNA from Ooceraea biroi (clonal raider ant), 2646 nucleotides. RefSeq names its product cytochrome b5 reductase 4. Gene Ontology annotation, cellular component: endoplasmic reticulum; cytoplasm. The record is from RefSeq and is a predicted model, not a curated record. Lineage: Eukaryota; Metazoa; Arthropoda; Insecta; Hymenoptera; Formicidae. Gene Ontology annotation, molecular function: cytochrome-b5 reductase activity, acting on NAD(P)H; heme binding. Gene Ontology annotation, biological process: superoxide metabolic process.
UUCUGCAGUAAUCUGUUGCCAAUCUGCUGGCAGAUUGCACACAUUUUGCUUACUGGGUUCUUAAAAACAGAAACUUUGCAAAACUCAGAAUCUGCAAAAUUUCACAGAAAAAUAAUUGCUAUGCGGAAAGUAAUGCACAGUAAAGAUAUUUUUAUACGUUUGCAUUCACGACUUAAGUCGUGAUUCAAGACGAACGCGAGCUCUAUUAUUUCAUUCAAACAAUACGCACAAUUGGAUCGGAUCAAGGAUUGAUCCUGUUUGUCUUACCGACUCCUCUGUCGUUGAUCUUGGUACGCGGAGUACCACAUUCUGACUGAAGGCAGAUCCUGCGUGUUGAGCUCUGCGAGCGUUGUCCGUCGCUACUAUAUUGAUCUACCUGUCUCAGGGUUAUAUUCGGCCGCGUGUUUCAGCGCAGUACCCUCCGGUCCUUCACCACGCAGUCACCGGAAUCUCGUUUCCUCGCCGCCGACGUGAUUUGCAAUUCACAUCGCGUUUUCCUCCCUGUCUUCAUCGAAAUGUCAUUAGUAACCGUCGCUCCUUGAUCGCGAUGACUUUAAGUCAGUUUUUUCGGGUAUACUAUAUUACACUGUGAGUGAACAUCGUUAGUCACGCGUCACCUCGUCGCGGAUGAUGCAUAAUUAACAGUGGUCUUCUUGACAGACUGUUUUAUUUUCUUCAUUUACAUUUCCGAUUCGCUUCGUGUUAAAUGCGUUGAAAUAACUUAAUUAUCAAGUGGAGUGGAAAAAGGUUUAUUAAGUUAAAUAUCACGAACUGACGUAUCUCGAAGGAAUUUCUAUUAAGCUCUACGAAGCCAUGAAAAUGAUCGUAUUUCCGCGAUUUCUCUCGCGAUUUCGAUGAGAAAAUGCCACGAUGCUGCGGUGCUUCUUUAGUUUCCGCCGCGGAUGGCAAUGGGUCUCCACAGAUGGGUCUUGGUCUGCAGAUCCAGGACGGAAACCCACGAAACAAGACUGCCUUAGCACCGGGGCAUAGUUUGAUGGACUGGAUUCGACUGGGUAAUUCAGGGGUUGAUUUAACUGGAGUCGGUGGUAUACCGCAAGUCGUAACAUUAUCUGAACUUGCUAAUCAUAAUAAACAAACUGACGCUUGGAUCGCGAUACGAGGGGUGGUAUUCAAUGUUACGCGUUACAUGAAUUUCCAUCCCGGUGGAAUUGACGAGCUUAUGAAAGGCGUUGGAAAAGACGCUACAAAAUUAUUCGACAACGUGCACAGUUGGGUGAAUUACCAGAGCAUUUUACAGAAAUGCGUCGUAGGCAGAUUGUGUCGUGGCCCUUCUUCCGCUUCUUCUUCCAUAGCAGAAAAGUCAGUCACGGGCGGAAACAACCGUUCGCCCGUGACGAUAGGUCUAAGCAAAAGUUCCGCUGCACAAAAACCUGUCACAGAAAACUCAUCGGAUUUACCUAACAUAGAUAUGAAUUGGCGGCAGACAUCUAAUUCCAUUACGCUGUUUUAUCAAUCUUUGUGCGAUUAUACAGCGCCGUAUUAUCAAUUGCAAAGGUUGACUGACUCGAGGCUCAUCUUCAGGCUCAUUCUCGAAAAGUACGUCAUCGUCCACGAAUUUGAAUUAAUCGCGGAUGUAGAAUGGCCGCCGACGUGUAAACGAGAUUUUGAUACGAUGCAGGUAGACUUUACAUUCGUAAAGAAGAUUAAGGAUAUUUGGAAGAGUCAAGGGAAUCAUGCAUCAUCGCGUGAAUCGGUGAUAAGCAAACGCACGUACAAAGAAUAUGAAGUACUGAGUAACACACCUCUUUGUAAACUAGUUCAUUUGUUAGUCGUACGUGCGAAAGACUUUGUAGAAUUAAUUCCUAUUGGUAGACACAUAGAAGUCAAAAUGAAUGUAAUGGGAAUGGAAAUAUCGAGAUCGUACACGCCUGUCCCGCCGUGCCUUCACCCUGACGAUAUGGCGCCCAAUUAUAAGUCAGAUUGUAUUUGCUUGAUGAUAAAGCAUUACCCAAAUGGCGCACUCAGUCCGUCCAUCAUCAAAUUACAACCUGGUCAAGCCGUUACAAUGAGCAAUGGUUUAGGUGCCUUCGCAACCGAAUCAUUUGAUCGGUAUUCUGUCAUCCAUAUGCUGGCGGGUGGAACGGGUUUAACCGCGAUGUUAGGAAUAAUCCAGCGAGCACUGGCGAGGCGCAGCGUAAAAUUAAUCAAUCUUCUAAACUUCAAUAAAGAUGAAGCUAACAUGUUUUAUGUGGCACAGCUUGACAAAGUGUCUACAGAGAAGUUCAAAGUUACACACAUCCUUUCACAAGCAGGAGAUACAUGGGAGGGUAGACGCGGCGUUGUAUCCGAUGAAUUGUUAAAAGAAUUGAUUGGUGAAUGUUCAGCGGAGGGAUGCGUAUUUAUGUGUGGACCAAAAGGAUUUAUGCUAACUACAAAAAAGUGUGUUCAGACACUUGGCUGGGAGCCUCACCAGACAUACGAGUUCGAUGAUUAACCGUCUAUGUGAAAGUACACAUAAUAUGUGUUUUCUUUCUUUCCAAACAGCCUUCUUAGAGAAAAGCCUAAUAAGAGACAAAACCUUGUACCUGUUUACCUGAUUCACAAUCAACUAUAAAUAUUACUAUACAGAUGUUUUGUAAUAGACUGUAGAUGGAUAGAUACAGAAUAAAUAUGAACUGUCAUUCA